AUGCGAGGACAAGGAUACGAUAAUGGCGCGAACAUGAAGGGAAAACGAUCCGGUGUUCAAAGUAGAAUUCUAAAAAUUAAUCCGCGUGCGACUUUUGUCCCCUGUUCUUGCCACUCCUUGAAUCUUGUCGUCAAUGAUGCUGCAUCCGCUUCCGGAGAGACUGUUGGUUUUUUCGAUAUAGUUCAGCAGCUUUAUGUUUUUUUCUCUGGUUCUACAAGUAGGUGGGACGUACUGAAGAGACAUAUUUCAGCAUUAACUGUAAAGGCAGUUAGCGCUACCCGAUGGGAAAGUCGCAUCGAUGCCAUCAAACCUUUGCGCUACCAGCUAGGCGAAGUUUACGAUGCCCUAGUCGACAUUUCAUUAGAUGAAAAUAGAGAUAAAUUGACACAGCACGAAGCCAAAUGUUUGGCCACCCGAAUCGUCGAUUUCCAAUUCAUAUGCAGCAUAAUUAUUUGGUAUGACAUUUUGUCAAAAGUUAAUGUCAUCUCAAAAAUGCUGCAAAGUCCAAAACUACAUCUGAUUGAUUGUAAUCUUCUUCUUUCUGAGAUUUUGGAUUUCUUCCAGCAAUCCGACGGAAAUUUCUUAAAUGUCAUCGAGCAAGCCAGAAGUGUGGCUAUUAAAGUAGAUGUGGAGCCAUGUUUCCGACCCGCAACUGUAGUUCGUAUGCGGCGAAAGAAAAAAAAUUUUGAUUAUGAGGCAUAUGAUGAGCCACUAAUCGAGCCACAACAGAAAUUCAAGACAGAGUUUUUCAAUUUCCUCAUUGACACGGCAACAUGUUCAAUUCGAGAGCGCUUCCAAUUGUUAAGAUCCCACAACGAAAAUUUCAAAUUUCUGUAUAACAUUCGAGAAUUGAAGAACAGCAACGGCUCAGGAACGUUGCAGCAAUGUAAGAAUCUGCAGCUCUUCCUUACUGAUGGUAACAGUACGGAUAUCGAUGCUCUAGAGCUUUGGGAUGAGCUAAAGAAUUUGUCAACACUUUUGCCCUCGGAACUUACCCCUUUACAAGUCCUCAACUAUCUGAAGGAAAAUGAUGUGACGACGAUUUUUCCAAAUCUGGUUAUUGCUUUGAGAAUUCUGUUGACUCUACCAGUUUCUGUAGCUUCCGGAGAACGCAGCUUCAGUAAACUGAAGAUGAUCAAAAAUUAUUUGCGAUCAACCAUGUCCCAAGAACGCUUAGUGGGUUUGGCAACGAUUUCGAUUGAAUCGGAAAUAUGUGAGUCGCUGAAUUACAAUGACCUUAUAUCGGAAUUUGCUCAAAUUAAAGCACGGAAAGUUCGAUUCGAGUAG
Molecule: messenger RNA, 1287 nt
Organism: Athalia rosae (coleseed sawfly)
Lineage: Eukaryota; Metazoa; Arthropoda; Insecta; Hymenoptera; Athaliidae
Product: zinc finger MYM-type protein 1-like
Exons: 1
Coding region: 1-1287 (428 amino acids)
Molecular function (GO): protein dimerization activity
Source: RefSeq, a predicted model, not a curated record